AUGACUAUUAAAGAAGAGGAAGUAAUUGAUGUUAUUCUUCCAAAGACUGCUCUUGUUGAUGAAAUUUUAGAAGUAAUUUUACAAAAAUUAUCAUUACCAUGGCCCACCUAUAGAAUCCGAUUAUAUGAUGUUAUAAAUUACCAGAUUAUAAAUGAAUAUGAGAGUACAGAUCAGCUAGAUACAGUACAGGAAAAUUUGAGAAAAUUAUACGCUGAGGAAAUACCGCAAGAUGAAAUCAAUUUAAACACUAAUGAUAGUGUUGUUAAAGUAUUUCAUUUUACAGAGGAGCCGUUAAGCACACACGGAGUUCCAUUUAAAUUUGUUAUUAAAACGGUGCGCCUUCGAAUGCGCCUAGGAAUGAAUGAAAAUGACUUUCAAAGAAUACAAAUUGCUAUUGUGGCAUCAGGUGAAGAGCCUCAUUAUAUAGAUUAUGAUGAUUUUGAAUGGACAGAUGAACUUUUGGGUCUUGAUUAUGAAAAACCAGAACAUGCGAGAAGAUUAAUUGAUACUGAUGAAACUAUAU
Racocetra fulgida is the source of this 523-nucleotide messenger RNA. Lineage: Eukaryota; Fungi; Glomeromycota; Glomeromycetes; Diversisporales; Gigasporaceae. The record is from the annotation of a GenBank genome assembly.